Pelmatolapia mariae (spotted tilapia) is the source of this 6210-nucleotide messenger RNA. RefSeq names its product ABI family, member 3 (NESH) binding protein b (gene abi3bpb). The transcript is spliced from 23 exons. Gene Ontology annotation, molecular function: protein binding. The record is from RefSeq and is a predicted model, not a curated record. Bases 300 to 2840 code for a protein of 846 amino acids. Gene Ontology annotation, biological process: extracellular matrix organization; positive regulation of cell-substrate adhesion. NCBI's taxonomy places the organism in Eukaryota, Metazoa, Chordata, Actinopteri, Cichliformes, Cichlidae.
GUACAGUAACAGAGGGCCGUAUGUGGGGCUUGGAGAUGCCUUCCAGGCCACGCCCACCUGCAGAAGCUAUAGAUGUUGGGGUUUCAGUGGUCCCCCUCUUCACAGCGAGGACGUCCGACAGCUGAACAAGUCCUAAGUUCGACCGACCAACUGCAGGGAGAGGCUCUUAGUGAAGUUGUCCAGCACCUGGUCGCUCCUCAUCCUUUAAAUCUGCGCCCCAUCUUCAUCUCCAGGCUAAUCCCAGAGGCUCCAUCCUCGCCUUCAUCCUCGUCUCCUGCAAGCUGAAGCUUUGAGAGGUCAUGCCGGGCAUCGCUCCCCUCCUCCGAGUCCUCCUGCUGCUGCUUGAGGGCACGACUCUCCUCAGCGGCAUCCCUGCACAGAGGAUCAGAGUGCGUCGACAGAACAUGAAGGUUCGAAUCAACGCCACUGGUGACACCAUUGUGAUGAAGUUUGUGCGUCCAAGUCCAGAUGUGAAGUUAGAGGGUUAUAUUCUGGGUUACGGCAGCAGCAUGUUCUCCAAACAGUUCAUCCAGCUUCCUGAAAACGGACAGCCCUACGAGACUGAGAUGGAUGCAGAACCAAAGUACCUGGUGGCCGUCCAACCAAUCCCAGCUAACGAUGUGAAGAAACAUUGCACAGGUAAAGUGAACCUGGAGAAGCCGCUUCACCUGGUGAUUGGUUCCAUUAGCCCGACCGCUGUGCUACUGUCCUGGGGAAACUAUCUGAAGACACCCUAUGAAGGGAACAUCAUGAACGAAUGUCUGGAAGACGGAUUCUACACUAUCCGCUACAGAGAGAGAAACAGGAAUUGGAUCUACCAGACAUGCCCAACAAGCGACACAGUCAUUGAUAACCUGAAACCCAACACGCCUUAUGAGUUUGGCGUCCGCUCCAACAAGGAUGACCGCAGUGGCACAUGGAGCAAACCGGUCAUCCACAACACCAGCAUGGGCAAUAAAAAUAGACAGAAGUCAUACAAGCCGCGUAACAGUCCUCCAGUCAAGCUGGGGACGCCCCUCUUUGCUCCUCGUUAUGCCCUGCACAACGGAACGGGCCCUCGAACGCCUACUUUGUUCAAAAACCCAGGGUUCCCUGGAGCUCCACGCACGUCCUUUGCACCUCCUGAGAGCCAGCAGGAAACUAUCCCUGUGCCUGGCUCAUCUGAGCCCAAAUUUCCUCACGUGUCCCCCGAAAAAGGAAACACAAUUAGAAACAACACCACCCAACCAGCGGAUAUUCCCACUCCUGCCCUCCCCAAACUUCUGUCCACCAAAGCCCCCCAUGCCAACAUCACAGCCGUCCUUCUUACUAAGUUAGCCUCCAGAGGUGACUCCAUUCAUGUGCAAACCACUAAGGCACCCACUAGUGCACCUGAGAAGCCUCGUAACCCCACUGCUGUUGGUAAAUCACAGGACGGCUCAUCACUGCUGAGAUCAGCACUGGCCAAUGAGCGGGCCAAAACUAACACAUGGGGUCAAGGAAACAAAAGAAAUCUCACUCCAUCGCUGCCCUUGCAGCCCUACAACCCAGCAGCUACCACAGUUACCGGAUCCAUGAGGCCUGCAUCGAGAAACCCUCUCUUUCCCUUCUCUAAUGGCUUCAGACAGCCCCACUCCCCCUCCUCUAGAUCGAGUAACUCAUCCCCAACUUCAGGGAAACUUGGGGUAAAUGGACAACCACACCGGGGCAUUUCCCCACCUAAACCGGCCAUAUGGUCCCGACCUCGAUUGGGAUCUCCUGCUCGUCCAGCCAUACAGAUCAACAAGAAGCCAAAUUUGGUUGGAAAACCUGGAGAAACGGACAAAGUUAACAACUUCAAACAGAAUGAUAAACUGCCAGUCCUGAAACCCAAAGUACCAGCAGUGACCGCCAAGCCGAUCAAACAAGAACGGAAACAGACCACAACUGCAACACCAACUACUACUGCACCUCGACAGGAGUCAUGGGAGGAGUCAGAUCUUUUUAAAUCACAGCCAUCCUCUGAGAUUGACGCCAUGGGCAAAAAACGUUACGUAGCACCUCAUGUCAUCUACAAAACUGGAAAGAAACCAGAUGAGCCUUGCUCUAUUACCUCUUCCCUCAACUACUUUCCCGAAGAUGAACCCAGUGAGACAAAUGUGACAUCACCACCAAAGACUCCACCCUCCAACCUCACUGUGGUGACAGUGGAGGGAUGCCCAUCUUUCAUCAUCUUGGACUGGGAGAAGACUGACAAUGAAACCACUGAGUACGAAGUCAUCUCCACUGCUAAAGGCCCAGAUGGAGAACAGGUUUCCAUCCUGACUACAAACCAGACUCAUACUGCCGUAGAGAACCUCAAACCUGAGAGCAGUUACGAGUUCAAGGUGAAGCCAAGGAAUGAGCUGGGCUCAGGUCCUCCCAGUGAACCAGUGACCUUCAACACAGAGUCGGCGGACCCCAGAGUGAGUGAGAACGUUUCAGGAAAAGAUGCCAUCUGGACUCAGUUCCCCUUCAAGACAGACUCAUACUCUGACUGCCAUGGCAAACAGUAUGUGAAGAGGACCUGGUACCGCAAGUUUGUUGGUGUACAGCUAUGCAACUCACUUAGGUACAAGAUCUACCUGAGUGAAACACUCAACGGUAAAUUCUACAAUAUUGGAGAUCAGACUGGCUUUGGUGAGGAUCACUGUCAGUUCGUUGACUCAUUCCUGGAUGGGCGAACGGGCAGACAGCUCAGAGCUGACCAGCUCCCAUCCAGACAAGGUUUCUACAGAGCAUUGCGUCAAGAACCUGUCCACUUUGGAGAAAUAGGAGGACAUUCUCAUGUCAAUUACGUCUCAUGGUAUGAGUGUGGAACACCCAUUCCUGGCAAAUGGUAGACGAACAGUCAUCCUCACAGAGGCCUAUGAUGGGAUUUGUUGCCAAAGUUUGGAUGGCUAAGCCGUGCCUCUGAAUUCUCUCAACCAUGUUACUCAAUGCUGUAAAAAUGUACAGGAUAUACUUGUCAGGGACUUUGUAAGGAGAGAGCAUUCAUCAUAAAUGAUAUAGCAACCAUGCCUCAUUUUUAAUAUUUAUCUAGCAGCAAGGCUAAAGUGAUGUUAGAACAUGAAGAUUCAUAGAGGUAUCGUUUCUCUGACUCAUGCUAGAUAUAUUUUAUUUUGUGUUGAAAUAAUGGGAAGCUGGCUCCCUGGAUUACUAUUUUCAUAACUUGUGAGAUGUUAUUUAUCAAAAAGUCUUUGAUUGCAUUGCUUCACGAGGGCCACAGGUGGGAAUUCACAGGAGUUAUUUUUUUUCUUUUAAAGAAAUGCCAUAAAAAGUAAUUCAAGUGAGAGGUUUUAAAAGAUACCAUCCUGCUUCACAUUCAUCCAUCGGCAACUGGCAGUCACCCAUAUCACCAGUCUUUAACCAAUGCUUCACUAGUUAGUGUGGAAAAUACAGACAGCAUCAUGUGUGAUAAAUUUACUGGAUAUCAGCAAUGAGAAACCUAUUUUAAACAUUAAAAGUAAAUAAUGUAUUUGAUAAUAUAAAUACCAAAUAAUGUACUUUCUGCUCUGAAAGGUGCCCCAAAAAUACAGUACGGUGAUAUUUUUCGGGAACUAAGUUAGCAUUGUAGGUGACUAAUCCAGCUUUGUGAAUCUGCUGUUCUGUAAUUAAUUUUCAUUAUGAAUUAAUCUGCCAGUUAUUUUUGAUUAGCCAAAUUAGUCAUAAAAAAUAAAAAAGUAAAAAAUAGCCCAUCCAAUUUCUGAAACACAUAUUUAGCUUACUGUCAUAUAAUUCUUAUAUUUAAGAAGCAGCAAAUGUUUUACUUGAAAAUAGACAAACAAUUAAUUGAUUGUCCAUUAACUGAUCUAUUAAUGGAGAAAGAGCUGCGGCUUUUAUCAUUGUCCUUUAAAGUAAAUAUCAAGCAGGCCUGAGUUUGGUGCUUUAAACUACAUUUUUAGGUGAAAUGCCUAAAAUUCAUGCUUUACAUGUCAAUACGUUGGAUGUGUUGACUGAACGCUGAGCUUCAGUGAGAGGCUUCUACACUUGCAUUUUGCACAGCAGAAAUGUAUUUAUAUGUAUAUGGAGAGAAUGUAUUUUUUUUUUCAGUACAUUUUUGCAGAUGCAUUUCUCUCACCAUGGCCAAAAAAAAAAAGAAAAAAAAACAAAUGGUACUAUAAUAUGCUCUUCUUUGUCCUUCCUCAUGCUAGAGCAUGGUGGGAAAGUAAUAUUGCUGCCUGAUUGCAAGUCAAAAGCAGAAUUAUUUACAUUUUAAUAACCAAAUUACGUUUAAAGAUUUUAUUUCUAGUUAGGUAGGGUUAAAAUAUUCAAAUGGGAAAUUAACUUGUUAACUGGUCCUAAAGAUGGAAACUAAUUGCCAUCUGAUGCCUGGUUAAUCACAUAAAACAUUUCCCUAAAUACAGUCUCUUUCUGUAUUUUACCAAAUUAACUUAUUGGAGCCAUAGUUGCCCUGGUGGUUUUUCAAGCUCAACAACAGACCCAGUCAUGCAGGCCUAGCAACCCAUCACAUGGGAACCACCAGUUACUAGGGAAAAAUAUUGGAGAGUGGUUGCUGGAUGUCACUGGCUGAACCUGGUAACAAAGUAGGCACUGCUCCAAAAGCCUACAGGACCUAUAGAUUGGCAUGGAAGAUGCCAACAUGCUUGCAAACACUCUUAAAAUAUUUUUCCCUAGCAAGCAGUCUAUAGGUCUGUGAGACUAAAGCCUAAAGUAGGGGCAGCGAUAGCUAGAUCAGGAACGCUAUGAGUAUCUGUUUCCUUGAGUAGCUAGACAACUAAUCUGUAUGCAGUCCUCAAAGGAAACCUCAGACACCAGUUUUAUUCACUUACACUAUUUGUCACAAUCAGAUAGUUGCGGGAACAAUGAGCCAUCUGGCUCAGAACUCAGACAUUUCAGUCUUUAAAGGGUUUGUAUAUAUCUUCUUAUGGAAAUUAUGCAUGAAAAUAAAUCCUGUUGUAUUGUUUGUGAUAUGUUUAGCAACACAUAAGAAAGGCAUUAAUAACUGAAAUAGAAAGAUACCAUUUUUAACAAUUUUUAACGAAAGUAAAGUUUCAUCAAAACAAAUUUAAUGACCCAAUGAACAACAAAAAUGUCUGAGACAAAAUCUGAUCAUAAUAACAACAUUAGUAAGAAAACAGUAAUAGAUAACUAUAAUGUGGCUGAAAUGUUCUAAUGAUGUUCUGAUGGCUAGCAAAUCCAGAAAUAUCUGCAUUAAACAUGCUGUUUACUUAGCUGCCAUCUCUAGAUGUUGGUUAAGUUAGAAAAAGUAAUGGAGUGCCAUGAUCUGCCGUUCUACGUGUCUUCAAAUGGGCAUUUCUUUAAGGGCACCUAGUCUGCAUUUUCUUACCUGUCAUAUGAAUAUAACAUUAAGAUGCUGAAUGUUAAUAUUACGAGUCACCAGGUUUCAAAGAAUGAGGUUCAAGUAAUCCUUCUAAGCCAAAAGCUCAGCUUUUAAACUACUCUGAGUAGUCAGUACAACCAAUACCAGACAGUAUAACUCUGUCAACAGGCUUCCAAAUGUUGGCCAAUCAGAAGAAAGAAGGGGGAAUGGAGUUGUUAGAAAUGCUUAACAACUCACUUAAUGAACUGAUGGGGUUCAUUAAAAGGAGAGCUUUAUGAAGGGCAAAUAUAAGUAUCGAUUUUUAUUUGAACUGUGAAUCAUGCAAAGCUACUCUAGUAGAGCCAAGAAAAGAAGCAGAGUGCUGAAAAUGAGCAGACUAGGUACCCGUUCAAUUAGUCGCAGUGUGUGUUGUAAUAUAAAUUUUCUCACUGGCAGGAAACAGAUUACAUGACUGUGGUAUCUGAGAAGUGCAGUAAUGAAAGUCACAGAUUAGGGCUAUUAACUAAAUUGCUAAUCUAUCUUUAUAAUACUUAAGGCUGCCCUUAACUUCCUGUCCUUCCACCAGCCUCAAACUUACCUACUGUCACACUAAUAAUAUAUGGUGGAGUGAUGGAGGCAGAGACAGUAGAGAGCAGUGAUAUAAUACAGCAUUAGCAGGGUGUUUUCCGAUUCUUCCACACAGUGUUGCGCAGUCCUGCUUAGAUGCUGUUUCCUGACAAUAAAGCAGUGUACUGUGCCUUUACCUUCCAGCUGCAAUCCUGACCGCCUUCAUUUAUAAAGCCCAUUAUUAUAAAGCAGGGAUCAUUUAAAACAGAUGAGUGCUUUGUAAGGAAAAAUAAGAAUGUAUUGCUGUUGAUGUUUUUCUACAUACGUUUGUUUCUAUAUUGAUUUUUAACAAUAAAGAAGUU